Oncorhynchus keta (chum salmon) is the source of this 1308-nucleotide messenger RNA. Its product is annotated as ubiquitin domain-containing protein 2-like. The coding region runs from base 112 to 888 and encodes 258 amino acids. Gene Ontology annotation, molecular function: protein binding. The record is from RefSeq and is a predicted model, not a curated record. The transcript has 3 exons. NCBI's taxonomy places the organism in Eukaryota, Metazoa, Chordata, Actinopteri, Salmoniformes, Salmonidae.
UGUGUGUUCACUCCGCCUCUUCCCAGCUGAUGCUCGCGUCCUUUCAAUUUCUAUUCUGAGAGGAAGACUUGAGCAAGAGGGGUCUGCGGGGGUAGCGCAGUUAAAACAUCCAUGGGUGGUUGUGUGGGUAGUCACCAUGAUUCUUCAGGCAGUUUAAACGAAAAUUCUGACGGAACUGGAGUGGCUCUGGGGCGUAACCAGGCCUUGAAGAGAGAGAAGCCCAAAUGGAAGAGUGACUAUCCCAUGACGGACGGCCAGCUGCGCAGUAAGCGGGAUGAGUUCUGGGACACGGCGCCCGCCUUCGAGGGACGCAAGGAGAUCUGGGACGCGCUCAAGGCCGCCGCCCAAGCCUUUGAGAGCAACGACCAUGAACUGGCCCAGGCCAUCAUCGACGGGGCCAGCAUAACACUGCCACACGGCGCGCUGACGGAGUGCUAUGAUGAGCUGGGGAAUCGCUACCAGCUGCCAGUCUACUGCCUGUCCCCACCCGUCAACAUGAUCGAGGAGAAGAGUGACCUUGAGAGCCUUGAGGUCAGCGAGCCCCCCCCCAGCGAGGGUCAGGAGUGCCAGCUACGCCUGCGUCUGUCCACGGGCCGGGACCUGCGCCUGGCGGUGAGGACCACGGACACGGUGCAGCACAUGAAGCGGCAGCUGCAGACGGUGGAGGGCGUGUCGGCGGCCACGCAGCGCUGGUUCUUCUCAGGCCGGCCGCUCACAGACAAGAUGAAGCUGGAGGAGCUGAAGAUCUCCAGGGACUACGUGGUGCAGGUGAUCAUCAGCCAGCCGCCCGCCCCCCUGCCCACCCAGGCACCGCCCGUCCCCACACCAACCACACCCACGUCCAUGCCCGCCACACUGCCCCAGGACCCCACGCCCGUAGAGAACUAGUGCCUGGCACCUGGAGAGGGCACGCAUGCAGGAAAAGACAGACCACCGAGGGAAGACCAGCUUUUGACAAGUGGAGAUUUGGGUGCGGUUGUGAGGCAGACACGUGUCUGAGCAGGUGAAGGAACAGUCCUGGAGAACCGAGCCGAGCUAGGUGGUCAUGUAAAGUGUUUGUUUAGAGUUGUGUGAGGGUUUGUUAAGCUGUGUGCCCUCCCUCUCUCUUCUCCUCUCUCCUCCACGAGACGGGGAGGUGUUUCUGCAAGGCAUGCUGGGAUAGCAGCAGGGGUGUCUCUGUGCCUCAGCCAGAGCAGGAGGACUCCGCCUCCGUGACUGAAGACAACCAACCAGGAGCAACAAGAGACUCCACCACAGGACAUGAACACCUGCUAACCUGUCAUUUCAAAAAUCUACCUUUUACAAAAA